This is a messenger RNA of Cryptotermes secundus, 2198 nucleotides long. RefSeq lists its product as uncharacterized. The record is from RefSeq and is a predicted model, not a curated record. Gene Ontology annotation, molecular function: nucleic acid binding; zinc ion binding. Gene Ontology annotation, biological process: DNA replication. The coding region runs from base 79 to 2118 and encodes 679 amino acids. NCBI's taxonomy places the organism in Eukaryota, Metazoa, Arthropoda, Insecta, Blattodea, Kalotermitidae. The transcript is spliced from 3 exons.
ACUGCUUAACCUCUAAUUAGAAAGUGUUUGUGUUUGAUUGGUAGUUGUGAUAAGUGGAGCAAGUAUUACUAAUUGACAAUGGAUUUACUGGAAGAUCCGUCUUUUAAAAUCAAAUAUCAGAAAUCUAAGUUAAAAGUUAAGCUCUGGGAAAGUGAAUUUAGGAAAUCACGUGGACGAAAUCCUUCAAAGAUGGAUAUUCGUGCAGCAUCUCAGAAAGUGAAAGAGGCAUACAAAUUGUACUACCAGCUAAAAACACUAGCACUUCAAGAUUCCCUUAUGGAUAUUACUUGUUCAGAUGACAGAGAAAAUAUUACAACUUCAGAUAUAUCAGAAAUAAAACAUUCUAUCACAUCUGUAGAGGCUGACAAAGUCAUAGAUCAAAGUGAUCAAAUUAGACAACACAGGAUUGCAUUAGCAGAUAUUCAGAAUGAGAAAGAUGUUGAUAGUUGCACAUGUGACAGUGAAAAGGUGUCACAUGUUGAAGAAUGUGUCAGAGAUGUCUUACAUGAACGAAGUUCUGAAGACCUGAAAGAUGUAUGGGGCUCACAUUUAAAUAAAAAUGCGGAAAAAGUGUUAGACUCUGCAACAAAGACAUUUAGUCAACGCUCUGCAUGUUUUCACUUCUCUGAGAAACUCUUUAUAGGAUCAAAAUUUAGCAAAAAGAAUCCAAGGAAAUCACGUUCAUUUUCACAGCCUAGCAAGUCAGUUGAAAAUGAUGGUUUUCAAGUUCUCCCAUGUUUCGAGGUUAAGAAAAUGUCUUCAGAGUAUAUGACAUGUGGUCAUCAAGAAGAUAUGCCACGGCCCUCUACUGACAACAGAAAUGCUGCUGAAUCUACUAGCACCCCACACUCUGCAUUAUCUAUAAAUGGUCUGCUAGAAGAGAAGCUGACGGUUGUCAGGAAUUCUACUCAGAUAACAAAUCAAGCUGUCAGUGCCAUUCAUAGAGCUGUGUUGACUUCUGAUUCAUGUGAGCAGAAAUGCACCCCAUCAAGGACUGUUGAUAAGGGCUGGUUGGACAGAUGUACCAAAGCUAAUAGCUUAGAAUAUCAAGUAACACCUGUGAAUGAUUCAGGUAUUGAAUCAAUGGAGUCAAGCACAGUGACUGAUCAGUGUUCCAUUAUAGAAGAUACACCAAAACUGUUGCAGCCUGUCUCUGCUAUUGCCUCUCAGCUGCCUUGUACGAAGCCUAGUCAGUGUUUGACUCUUCCAGAUGUUACUGGAAAUGAAAAAAGAAAGAUGGGGGUAGCAGUCUCUGAUGACAGUGAUGAAGAUAUUAUUUAUAACAGUGAGGAAUCUGAAAAUGAAGAGCAGAUGAUAAGAAUGAGGAGAAUAACGUGUGGUAAGAAGAGAAAACUUUAUGCCAGUGACGCAGAUUUUCCUGGAACUUCAGCCAAAAACAAAGACACGUUCCCAGAAGCUGUACCCACAUUGGCAGGAGCAGAGGACACACUUAUAGAAAUCCCAUCUAUUGCAGACAUUAACAAAAUAGCUGAAGCUAUUGUAUCAACUGAAAAGAAUGUUGAGAAGAAAAAACGUGCUGUCUCAAGCAAGUUAACCAAGAGAGAGAUACUGGAGAGGAAGAUGUGUGCAGGUCAAGCAAAUGAUAAUUUCGUCCGUAUCAAUAUAAAGAAGAAAGUUUAUGUACGAGGGAAGAAGAAUAACAGUUACUCAAAAUACAAGAAAGCUGAAUGGAAGAAGAAAAAGAAGAUGGUAGGCUCAGCAGUUGAUGAUGAUGCUGGUAGCAGUGGGGUGCUGAAGUGCUUUAAAUGUGGUGACAUAGGACAUUUUGCUCGCAAUUGCUUGAAUUUUCAAGGGGACAAGUUAUUACCACAAGAUGAGGCAGAAGAGGAUGACAGCCCAUUCCCAACCCUGGAGGAGGUUGAGGCAAUGGCUGCUGAACCUAUUUAUGCAAGUAGAAGGAAAGUUACAGCAUCAUUUCUGAUGACAUCUCAGCAUGGAAAUGAGCAGAAUACAGAAACAUGCUGUAGCUUUGACUCAGUUACAUUCAGUGAUAUAAAGCCAUUAUAUGAAUUGAAAGAAGAUGGCACAUUAAUAGGUGAGUCUUCAUUAUUAGUGUACAUACAUACAUACAUACAUACAUUACAUUACAUUCCGUAGAUCCAAAGUAAGUCAGAAUGACUGUAGGAUGUGGAACAAGUCAUACAAAUACAAAAGCCAUAAAUACAGUACAACUGAGA